AUGGUCUGCAUGCUGUCCAACGUCCUGCUGCUGCUUCCUGAUCGGAAGAUCCACUUCCUGUUGGAGGGUCAUGUGACCAGAGAGGCCACGUGGGCCACGGGCCUGUGGGGGUCCGGACUCCUGGUCCUGUUCGCCGCUCGAGCCUUUCUGCAGAGCAGCGAGACCCGAGGCUGCUGCGCUUUCAGGCGGCAGAUGUGCUCCCGGGUGAUGUUCUCCUGUGUGUGUAUCUUGUCUGCGGGGUUCUGCUGUCUGGUGAGUCUGACUGGUCUGUCCCAGGGUCCUCUCUGUCUCUACCACGACUCCUCUGGACCCACCUGGGGCGUCCCGCUGAAACCAGACCCAGACCGCUAUGCGGGCUACCUCUACAACAUGUCAGCGUGGUCCUCAGUGUGUGAGCAGCCAGCGGGGGUGGUCCAGUGGAACGUGGUCCUGUUCAGUGUGAUGGCCGGAGCCAGCGGUCUGCAGACCCUGCUCUGUGGAGCCAACGUGUUCAACUCCCUGCUGGGCCUGGUCCUGGGACCGGGCUGCUGCCAUGGCAACAAGGUCAGUCCAGCUGCAGUGUGAAUGGCCGUCCGGGAUCCUGAUUGGUUGUUCCUCUG
Messenger RNA from Perca flavescens (yellow perch), 599 nucleotides. RefSeq names its product transmembrane 4 L6 family member 1. Lineage: Eukaryota; Metazoa; Chordata; Actinopteri; Perciformes; Percidae. The record is from RefSeq and is a predicted model, not a curated record. The transcript is spliced from 5 exons. The coding region runs from base 1 to 564 and encodes 187 amino acids. Gene Ontology annotation, cellular component: membrane.